Molecule: messenger RNA, 1848 nt
Organism: Dioscorea cayenensis subsp. rotundata (Guinea yam)
Lineage: Eukaryota; Viridiplantae; Streptophyta; Magnoliopsida; Dioscoreales; Dioscoreaceae
Product: stomatal closure-related actin-binding protein 1
Exons: 13
Coding region: 214-1692 (492 amino acids)
Biological process (GO): actin filament organization; regulation of stomatal movement
Molecular function (GO): actin binding
Source: RefSeq, a predicted model, not a curated record
ACUUUCCUUCUUCCUUUCUAUCCGUUCAUCAUAUUUGGAGAGAAAAAACUCCAACGAAGAGAGAAAUAGAAGACAAAAAGGAGGAGAAUUCAAGGAGAGAAAUCAAACCAGUCCCUCAGCCUCUUGCUGGACUGGUUUGCAUUGUGAUUCUUACUUAACUAUGCAGGUGAGCUUAUUUUGAUGAUUAGGAGAGUGAACUAAGAACCUGAGUAGAUGACGAGAGUGACGCUUGAUUUUGGAGAUUCAAUGCAAGGGGAGGUAAUGCAAUCAGUGUCAUCUGACGUAAAUUUUGCCUCACAUGGUUUUCCAAAGUAUAUGCUAGGCCCUAAUAAUAUGAUCAUUGAGCCACAUGAGGGUCCUAAAAAGCCCUCUCUCAAAGAGAUUGUUGCCAAGGAGACAGCGCAGUUGUUGGAGCAGCAUCAACGAGUUUCCGUUCGUGACCUUGCUAAGAAGUUUGAGAAAGGUCUCUCAACUGCCACUAAGUUAUCCGAUGAGGCAAGGUGGAGAGAAGUGACAUCUUUGGACCGGCAAGUUCUUCUGAAGAAACUUAGGGAUCUAUUGGAAUCACUCAGAGGUCGUGUGGCAGGUCGAAACAGGGAUGAUGUUGAUGAAGCCAUUACUAUGGUGGAGGCUUUAGCAGUUCAAUUGACUCAGAGAGAAGGAGAGUUGCUUCAAGAAAAAGCCGAAGUAAAAAAGCUAGCAGCCAUUCUAAAGAAGGCUUCUGAAGAUGCCAAAAAAGUUGCUGAAGAAGAAAGAGCUUUUGCUCGUGCAGAAAUUGAAAAUGCAAGAGCAGUGGUGCAGCGAAUUGAAGAGGCUCUUCAUGAACAGGAGAAGAAGUCAAAAAGUUCAGAGCAGCGGGAUUUGGAAGAACUAAUGCAAGAAGUUCAAGAGGCGAGAAGAAUUAAAAUGCUUCACCAACCAAGCAAGGUAAUGGACAUGGAACAUGAACUUCAAGCACUGCGUGGCCAGCUUGCAGAAAAGUCGGGGAAGAUCAUUAAGCUUCAGAGAGAGAUUUCAUUGAACAAAAGACGCGAACAAAAUGAAUCCCUUCUGUAUGAGUUAGAAGGCCUUGAAUGUUUAGGCUCUUGUUUGUGCAUCUUGCCAAGAACAGAGACCGCUCCCAACUUGGCGAAUUGUUCUAUUCAAUGGUAUCGUGUCCAGCCUGAAGAAAGCAAAAAAGAAUUGAUUUCAGGGGCAACAAAAUCAAUUUAUGCCUCGGAACCUUUUGAUGUUGGACGAUUCUUGCAAGCUGAAAUUGUUUUUAACGAUGAAAAGAUUAUAUUGAAAACAAGCGGUCCAAUAGAUCCAGCUGCAGGAUUGGGAAGCUAUGUAGAAGCACUAAUUAGAAAGCCGGAGACUCAGUUCAAUGUAAUCAUUGUCCAGAUGAAUGGACGUGAUCACCCCUCACAUGCUAUACACGUAUUUCAUGUCGGGAAGAUGAGGAUUAAACUUUGUAAAGGAACAAAAACCAAAACCAAAGAAUCAUAUUCCAAUUCAAUGCAGCUUUGUGGGGUGAGAGGUGCUGGAAACGCAGCGGCGCAAGCACUAUAUUGGCAGGCAAAGAGAGGCCUCUCCUACAUUUUAGCAUUUGAAUCAGUGAGAGAAAGGAAUGCCGCCAUUAUGCUUGCUCGAAGAUAUGCUUUUGAUUGUAAUAUAAUGCUUGCGGGACCUGGUGAAAGGUCUUCGGUAUGAAUCUACUGAACUUCUAUACCGAAUUAAUUGUAAUUAUCGAGUGGUGUUUGGGGUGUGUAUUUGUAUGAUUGUAGGGCGUUCGGCUUUGGCUCUUAUUAUUUUGUGUUUGACAUCAAGGGGUCCCUUUUUUCUGCCUUGAUAUCAAGUUGUAACCAU